CUCUCCCUCACUCACUGCUGUGGGAGGAGCCCUGCUGGAGGAAGCUGUAUGACUGGGAUGCUGAGCGGCUGAGAAUGGAUCUGCAAGGAGUGUGUACGUUACUGAGGAUCCAGGUUUCCAGAGGCGGCUGAAAAAGGCGACUCGACUUCAGCUGGCUGCAAGAAUAUAGAGACAGACUAAGACAGGUGGACAGGCGGACAGAUGAUCUCGGAGCUCGGGAGAGGACACGCAGCAGAGACAGAGGAGACUAGAGAGCCCGUGAAGAAGAGAAACUAACUGCAAACCUAAGUUCCUCCUCCGGCUUUCAUCUCGGUUCCCUCUAAGGAAUGAAACCUUUCCAGCUUGAUCUGCUCUUCGUCUGCUUCUUCCUUUUCAGCCAAGAACUUGGGUUCCAGAAGAGAGGAUGCUGUCUGGUACUGGGGUACAUGUCCAAGGAAAAGUUCCGGAGGAUGAAUGAAGGUCAAGUAUACUCCUUCAGCCAGCAGCCCCAAGACCAAGUGGUGGUGUCAGGACAGCCAGUGACACUGCUCUGUGCCAUCCCAGAAUAUGAUGGCUUUGUCCUCUGGAUCAAAGAUGGCCUGGCAUUGGGUGUAGGCCGGGAUCUCUCACGUUACCCUCAGUACCUAGUGGUAGGAAACCACUUGUCUGGGGAGCAUCAUCUGAAGAUUCUUCGGGCAGAGCUGCAAGAUGAUGCUGUAUAUGAAUGCCAGGCCAUCCAGGCAGCCAUCCGGUCACGCCCAGCCCGCCUCACUGUUCUUGUGCCUCCUGAUGAUCCUGUCAUCCUAGGAGGACCAGUCAUCAGUCUUCGUGCAGGAGACCCCCUCAACCUUACCUGCCAUGCUGACAAUGCCAAGCCAGCUGCCUCCAUUAUCUGGAUGAGGAAAGGAGAGGUCAUGAACGGGGCCACCUACUCCAAGACCCUGCUUCGGGAUGGGAAGCGGGAGAGCAUUGUGAGCACCCUUUUCGUCUCACCCGCUGAUGUGGAAAAUGGACAGCGCAUUGUGUGCCGAGCCACCAACAAAGCCAUCCCUGGGGGGAAGGAGACCUCAGUCACUAUCGACAUCCAGCAUCCACCCCUUGUCAAUCUGUCUGUGGAGCCUCAGCCAGUGCUAGAAAAUAAUGAUGUCAAAUUCCACUGCUCUGCAAAGGCCAACCCAGCAGUCACCCAGUACAGGUGGGCCAAGAAGGGCCAAGUGAUCAAGGAAGGAUCUGAGGAUUCCUAUGAGACCACUGUGGACCACACAUUCUUCUUCGAGCCAGUCUCCUGUGAAGUUACCAAUGCACUGGGCAGCACCAACAUCAGUCGCACAGUGGAUGUCUACUUUGGCCCUCGAAUGACUUCUGAGCCUCAGUCGCUGCUGGUGGACCUGGGCUCCGAUGCUGUCUUCAACUGUGCCUGGACAGGGAACCCAUCACUAACCAUCGUGUGGAUGAAACGUGGCUCUGGGGUGGUCUUGAGCAAUGAAAACACUUUGACUCUAAAAACUGUCCGGCAAGAGGACGCUGGCAAAUACGUGUGCCGAGCUGUUGUUCCUCGAGUUGGGGCUGGGGAGAGAGAGGUGUCAUUAACUGUCAACGGGCCCCCCAUCAUCUCUAGCACCCAGACCCAGCAUGCCUUGCAUGGCGAGAAAGGGCAAAUCAAGUGUUUUAUCCGGAGCACCCCUCCUCCGGAUCGAAUUGCAUGGUCCUGGAAGGAGAAUGUCCUUGAGUCCGGGACCUCAGGGCGUUACACAGUUGAGACUGUCAACACCGAAGAGGGUGUCAUCUCCACACUGACCAUCAGCAACAUCGUUCGGGCUGACUUUCAGACCAUCUACAACUGCACGGCCUGGAAUAGCUUUGGCUCUGACACAGAGAUAAUACGACUCAAGGAGCAAGGUACGGAAAUGAAGUCGGAAGCUGGGCUGGAAGCAGAGUCCGUGCCAAUGUCUGUCAUCAUUGGGGUAGCGGUGGGAGCCGGUGUGGCCUUUCUUGUCCUCAUGGCGACCAUUGUGGCCUUCUGCUGUGCCCGUUCCCAGAGAAAUCUGAAAGGUGUUGUAUCGGCAAAGAAUGACAUCCGAGUGGAGAUCGUCCACAAGGAGCCCGCCUCUGGGAGAGAUGCUGAGGAGCACCCCACCAUCAAGCAGCUGAUGAUGGAUAGAGGAGAAUUCCAGCAGGACUCAGUUCUGAAGCAGCUGGAGGUGCUCAAGGAGGAGGAGAAGGAAUUUCAGAACCUAAAGGACCCCACCAAUGGUUACUACAGUGUCAACACGUUCAAGGAGCACCACUCUACCCCCACCAUCUCCCUCUCCAGCUGCCAGCCUGACCUACGCCCUGCCGGAAAACAACGAGUGCCCACAGGCAUGUCCUUCACCAACAUCUACAGCACCCUGAGUGGCCAGAGUCGACUCUAUGACUACGGGCAGAGAUUUGUGCUGGGCAUGGGCAGUUCAUCCAUUGAGCUGUGUGAGCGUGAAUUCCAGAGAGGAUCACUCAGUGACAGCAGCUCCUUCCUGGACACGCAGUGUGACAGCAGCAUCAGCAGCAGUGGCAAGCAGGAUGGCUAUGUGCAGUUUGACAAGGCCAGCAAGGCCUCUGCCUCUUCUUCCCACCACUCCCAGUCCUCCUCCCAGAACUCGGACCCCAGCCGACCUCUGCAGCGGAGGAUGCAGACUCAUGUCUGAAGGACCCAGACCCAUGGGAAAGGGAUUGGGGAGGGAGAAUAGGGCACCCUGAUGUCCAAGGGGACUGUGGGUACCAUGGAGGGGACCCCAGGACUAGCUGAUCCCUAGGACAGCAUCAUCCCCCCACCACUAUCCCACUUCAAAGCUCUGAUCAAGCACAAAUCUCUCUCCCUGACCAUGGCAUGGGAAAUAAUGGACAAAGAGGAUAGCUGGAGGCAUAGAGCCCAAUGCUGGACAACCUCCUGCCCCCAGCCCAUUUCCUAAUGACCCCAGCUCUGCUGCCUUCCCUUCCCAUAGGUACUGGUAGCAGCUACCACUUUGCUUUAAUGAAACUGUUGUCCACUCUUGGGGCUCUAUCCCCCAGGUACCCAUAUUUCCCCAUUCUUUGUUCCUGUACUCCUCUGCAGUCUUGGGGAAAUCAGGAAUCUCUUCCUAACACUGUCACCCCAGGCACUCCAUAUCUUUUCCUGCUGUUCAUAGCUACUACUUUGGAGACUGGGAAGUCAAUAGUAGUCCUGAGUGGGAUGCACCCCCUCAACCAAUUUGGUAGGGACCCCCCACUUCUGUUUGGUGUUUUGUGGCCAUAUUAUUGCAAUUCCGUCUUUGGACUCAACAUCCCUGGAUUCUGAGGCAGGGGCUGACCCACUUGGAGGCUGAUGGUACUGAGAGGGAGGAAGAUGAGGGAAGAUUUCUACACUGAAAGUAGCCCCUGCCAAAAUCCACCCCUCCUUCUGUAACACAGAACCUCUCUGUGCUCCCCAUUGCUUUGUGUACCCCCAUAGCACAACUGGAGUUAAUAUAAGAGGUGUGAGAGCUUC
Molecule: messenger RNA, 3481 nt
Organism: Vombatus ursinus (common wombat)
Lineage: Eukaryota; Metazoa; Chordata; Mammalia; Diprotodontia; Vombatidae
Gene: KIRREL3
Product: kirre like nephrin family adhesion molecule 3
Exons: 17
Coding region: 327-2663 (778 amino acids)
Biological process (GO): synapse assembly; cell-cell adhesion
Cellular component (GO): cell-cell junction
Molecular function (GO): cell adhesion molecule binding
Source: RefSeq, a predicted model, not a curated record